AUGGACGAAGAAUUCGCUAACGAGAUGCCGCCUCACCGCCCCUAUGACCAUAAGAUACCGCUUAAGGAAGGGAAAGAGCCCCCUUUUGGGCCACUUUAUGGUAUGUCCCGCGAGGAACUCAUUGUGCUGAAACAAUACAUACGGGACAACCUCCAAAAGGGGUUCAUUCAGGCCAGCUCUUUGCCUGCCAGUACCCCUGUCCUAUUUGUUAAAAAGGGCGAUGGAACACUCCGCCUCUGUGUCGAUUAUCGUGGCCUCAACGAACUUACUGUCAAAAACCGCUACCCGCUGCCACUCAUCCGGGAAACUCUCGACCGCCUUUCCAAAGCCAAGUGGUACAACCAUAUCCGAAUGGCUGAGGGUGAAGAAUGGAAAACAGCCUUCCGAACGCGUUACGGACAUUUCGAAUAUACGGUGAUACCCUUCGGCCUUACCAAUGCACCAGCCACCUUUCAACAUUUCAUCAAUGAUUGUGUCCGCGACUACCUUGAUAUGUUCUGUACAGCCUACCUUGACGAUAUUAUCAUUUACAGCGACACCUUCGAGGAACAUCAAGUACACGUCGAAAAGGUCCUGGAAGCCCUGCAAAGAAAUGGAGUACUGCUGAAACCGGAGAAAUGCGAAUUUCGUACACAAAGCACCACUUAUCUCGGCCUUAUUAUCGAACCCAAUGGUAUUAAAAUGGACCCAAGGAAAGUGGAGACGGUGAAGAAUUGGACCGUCCCCAAAACAGUUAAGGAUACACCCGAAGCCCAAACCGCCUUCAACGCCCUGAAAGAAGCCUUCACCACGGCUCCCAUUCUUACUCAUUUUGACCCGGAGAAAGAAAUUACUGUGGAAACCGACGCAUCUGACUAUGUCUCUGCCGGUGUACUCUCCCAAUACGAUGACAAUGGUAUCCUUCGACCUGUCGCAUACUUCUCAAAAAAGCAUUCCCCCGCCGAAUGCAACUAUGAGAUUUACGACAAGGAAUUACUGGCAAUUAUUCGGUCUUUUGAGGAGUGGCGACUGGAACUUGAAGGGGCUGCACACCCAAUCACCGUCAUAUCCGAUUAUAAGAAUCUCGAAUACUUUAUGAGUACGAAACAACUCAACCGGAGACAAGCACGGUGGGCAGAAUAUCUGUCACGGUUUAAUUUUGUCAUUAAGUACCGACCAGGGAAACAAGGAGGGAAACCGGACGCGUUGACAAGAAGAUCAGGAAAUCUCCCUGGAGAGGAGGAUGAAAGACAAUUGCAUCAGAGUCAAGUUGUAUUGAAGAAGGAGAAUCUUGAUGCAAAGCUAAAUUUGUUGGCGGGUUCUUUCUCAAACGAGCCCGCUGAAAAGAACGCUUCACUGCAUAUACUAUUAGAUGAAGGAUAUAAUGCUGACCCGUUUCCACAAAAGGUACUGGAUAUGCGGAACAAAGGUGAACGACAAUCAAAGGACAUAUCACUCGCCGAAUGCACCGAGAUUGAAGGCCGAUUGCUUUACCGAGGCAGCAUAUAUGUCCCUGAUUACGACCCUCUUAAGCUUCGAAUCCUCCAACUUAACCAUGAUGCUGCCUUUGCUGGACACCCGGGAUGCGAUAAAACAUUCGAACUCAUCAGUCGAGAAUACUACUGGCCCCUUAUUCGGAAUUAUAUUGCCCGCUACCUUCGGAACUGCGACACCUGUCAACGAAGCAAGUCCAAUACCCAUGGAAAACUCGGCGUACUUCGAUCUUUACCGAUUCCCGAACAACCAUGGCAGGAGGUAUCAAUGGACUUCGUUACUGGCCUACCGGAGAGUGAAGGGUACGAUGCAAUUAUGGUAGUUGUUGACCGGUUAACAAAGAUUCGACAUCUCCUGCCCUGUAAUACUACUGUCAACUCCGAAGACGUCGCCCAACUAUACCUGCGAAACAUAUGGAAGCUCCAUGGGCUACUCACACACGUUACCUCCGACCGUGGUACGCAAUUUACAGCCAAGUUUUGGAAGGCUCUUUGUAAACAUCUCGACAUCGAAGCAAGGAUGUCUACCGCCUUCCACCCGGAGACCGACAGCCAAACCGAAAGGCUGAAUGCUGUAAUGGAGCAAUAUCUAUGUGGGUAUGUCUCUUAUCAACAGGACGAUUGGGUAAAAUGGCUUCCUAUGGCAGAAUUCUCCGCCAACAAUCAGGUCUCCGCAUCCACUAAAGCUACACCAUUCUUCGCGAACUAUGGUUUCCACCCCCGGUUCACAGUGACGAUUAAAUCGCUUGACAGGACCCCACCAAGUCUCAAUGCUAAAGACUUCGCCUCGAAGAUGAAAGAACUCCACGAAUACCUAUCUUUCAACAUCCGCACAGUGCAAGAUCAACAAGAGCUGGCCGUCAAUACCAAACGAACGCCGGCUCGACGGUACGAUAUCGGCGAUAUGGUGUUUGUUUCAGCAAAAAACAUCCGAACUACGCGUAACUCCCGGAAGAUGGACUGGAAGAAACUGGGACCGUUCCCCGUUAAAGAAAUCAUAUCGCCAUAUGCAUAUCGAGUCGACCUGCCUAGGAGUAUGAAGAUGCACCCCGUCUUCCAUGUAUCAUUGCUAGACCCCGCUGCAAAUGAUCCUGUCCCGGGGCAAAUUCACCCACCACCCCCACCUAUUAUCGUCGAGCAGGAAGAAGAGUAUGCAGUUGAGGAAAUCUUGGACUCCUGGGAACCCGCCGAAUACUACGAUAAUACCGCCGCCGUUGAUAUCUUCCACACGUGUUACCCCGACAAACCUGGACUGUUGGAAGGAAAGAUUAAGGUUAAAGCUCGCAGGAGCUCACGCUUGAAGGGAGGGGCUACUUUCAUGGAUCGACUAGUGAAUAUACGGGGUUACGAAGAGUCGGAUUAG
This is a messenger RNA of Morchella sextelata, 2835 nucleotides long. RefSeq lists its product as uncharacterized. Lineage: Eukaryota; Fungi; Ascomycota; Pezizomycetes; Pezizales; Morchellaceae. The record is from RefSeq and is a predicted model, not a curated record. Gene Ontology annotation, biological process: DNA integration. The coding region runs from base 1 to 2835 and encodes 944 amino acids. The transcript is spliced from 4 exons. Gene Ontology annotation, molecular function: nucleic acid binding.